GUUCCGGCCGAAACUACACCCAGACGAGCUGCGGGGAGUGGAGCUCCUGGUGCGGGAUCCGGAUUCAGUCCGUGCGUCGGAGGAAGAGGAGGAGGAGGAGGAAGAGGAGGCAGAGGCUCGGUUAGGGACCGGGAUUUCACAAACAACGGGACUUGGAUCUGUGUGUGGAGAAUGGACAGGGUGUAGAGGUUUGGACCGACCCCACGCGUGUUUUUAUUUGUAAUUGUGUUUUUAUCCAGAAGACGCGCAGGUUCGGCUGAAAUUUCACCAAAUUUAACGCGUUAAAUUAAGUGCGUCUGAGGAGCGGAGCCGGUGCACCAUGACGAGCCGGAAAAGCAGCAGCACCGGGGCGGACCUGGUGGGUCCGUCCGCCAACGGCCACAUCCAGAACCAGAACCAGCACCAGCAGAGGAGCACCGGAGGGGUCCCGGAGUCCGACGCGGCGUCCGGAGCCAGGACCGGGACCGGGGGUGCGGAGGUGUUCGGGGAGUUCCAGGACUGGUGCCUGCGGACCUACGGGGACUCCGGCAAGACCAAGACCGUGACCCGGCGCAAGUACAACAAGAUCCUGCAGACGCUGCUCCAGGGGGACGAGGAGAACAACAACGGAGUGUUCCUGCACGAGAAGAGCAGCAACCACAUCAACGCCAAGUUCAAGUUCUGGGUCAAGUCCAAAGGGUUCCAGGUCCGGACUCUGCCCGACACCAGGACCGGCGCGUCGGACAGGCCGGUGCUGUACGUGCCCAUCAAGGCAACGUGUGUGGACGGCAUCUCCGGUGGCGACUCGUCUAUGAAACGCGUCGCCGUUGUCGAGGACUUCUUCGACAUCAUCUACUCGAUGCACGUGGAGGUGAGCAGCGACCCCGGAAAAACCCCGAAGCACGCCGGACAGAAGAAGACCUACAAGGCCAUUGCAGAGACGUACGCAUUUUUACCACGAGAAGCAGUGACUCGAUUCCUGAUGAGCUGUGGAGAAUGUCAGAAAAGGAUGCACAUCAGCACCACACAGGACUACAAAGAGAACGACCGACCGAGCGCCAUAGUGUCAGAGGUGAUCGACUACAACAUGCCUCUGACCACCACGUACAUGAAGCAGAUGAAGCUGCAGUGUAUGAGCAACAACAAGGAUGACAGCUCAGUGAGCAGCGAGGAGGAGGCCGACAUGAGCGAGCCCACAUGGCUAUCAGCUGAUCUGGGAGCAGCGUCCGACCUGAGCCCGCCGAGCCGAGGAGGAGAACGGAUGCACCACAGCCCGCCGGCCGCCCACGCCAAGGACGACGACGUCACACAUCCUUCAACUUCCACCUUCUACCUACCCCUGACCCCCAACACCCCCCACCCCCCGACUCCCCACCCCCCCUCCAGAGUUUCGAUCUCCCCCUCCCCCCGCCGCUCUUCCCAGUCGGUCGUGACCUUUUCUGGACGUUAUCCGCCAAAGCCCGGCCUCAGGCGAAGGAAUGUGAACCUGAAGGACACGCACAACAUCAGCUGUCAAUCAAAGAAGAAAAACCACUGGAGCUCAGAGGUCGGAGGUUUCAACGUGAAGCGAACGCCUCCGGUGUCGGAGGAGUUGGAGGGAACAGGAAGCGAGGAGAUGGAAGCGAUCCAGAGACGGUUAUGCAUCAAUAAGUCUGGAUGCGAUGUCGUGCGUGUGCAUUGUGAGCGCUGUGUGGGAGUGGUGCAGCGAGACGAGGUCGAGGACCGAGCAGCUCCCACAGUCUGGGGCUUUGUGUUCCUCACCCUCCAUCCGAGGUGGGAGGUGGAUGCAGAGGGAGGGGCUCGCAGCAUUGUCUUUCACCUCUCAAGGGCCACAGAGGCGAACGGCGAACUGCAGGAGAGACUCGCACUGCAGCAAAGACGACGAAGAGGUUCAAGCCCAGAUCUACAGCUGAAUCUGAACUCUAACACAGUUUCCUCUGGAUCUACAGGAGAGAAAAGACUGAAAACAGACGAGUGA
Sphaeramia orbicularis (orbiculate cardinalfish) is the source of this 1957-nucleotide messenger RNA. RefSeq lists its product as uncharacterized. The coding region runs from base 320 to 1957 and encodes 545 amino acids. The record is from RefSeq and is a predicted model, not a curated record. The transcript has 9 exons. NCBI's taxonomy places the organism in Eukaryota, Metazoa, Chordata, Actinopteri, Kurtiformes, Apogonidae.